AUGGGUCAAAUAUUGUUGCUCAUAGGCCCGGCCUUGAUCGCCACAUUGGCGAACGCCGUCAUGUACGGCAUUAACCUCACGCAGGCUUCUAUAUGGUACUCUCGCUUGUACAGGCGAGGCGUCAACCAUCCGGAACCCUGGCCGAUGUGUGCCCUUGUGGUUUGGCAUAUUAUGGUUGGCACCUUUUCGGUUGCUUGCGGCGUGGCUCUGCGGCAUUAUGUCUUUUCCGACUCAGGUAAUCUGAAUUCGAACGAGCGAGUCCCGUGGCCAGCUUCGUGCACGCCAAUUGUUACUGUUCUUGCAUCGGUUCCUAUCGUCGUGAGGUCCAUUGUUGCUCUCACAAUUCAUGCGCUCAGCUCUGUGAAGGCCUCUCUUCAAUGGCCAAUUGAACGUGCCUACCGCAAUGCGAGCACCGGCGUUCUACUGGCUAUCAGAGCCCCGCUAGUUUUGUCCCUCGCGCAAGGCGGCGUCGGCAUUGCUGUGGCGGUAAAAAUGCUCUUGAGCAGCAGGGUUUCCUCAUUGCACAGUCUGAUUCCGCUGGUGGACACUUGGCUUGUAAUCGCCAUGGUGUGCGACAUCGUAAUGCUGGUCGUCAUUUUGUACAAGUUCAGAUCGCGAUGCACCGCAAACGUCACGGACCAUCUAAACAAAGCAUUUCAGUUGCUGCAUCAGACUGUUAUCAGGUACACGAUAUUGACAACCCUUAGCGGCGCCUUGUGGCUGGCUACGUUCAAUAAAUGGCCUGAGACAAAUAUCUACCUUGUCUUCGCUCUCCCUAUGGGCCGUAUAUAUACGUGCUACUUCCUUUCGUACCGCAACAAUCGCGGGGUCUAUCGACAUGAGGAGCAAUGCGAGGCGGUGGACCUUGGAAUUUCCCUUGGCGAAAGCUCGAGGCAAAGACCAACCCGCGGAAAGUCGUCUGCAGGCGUUGAAAGGGAGACGCGCUUCGGCACCCAGUCAACCUUGUCCAUUACCUGCGCCGGUCCGGAUCCUAGUGUGCUUGAGUCGAAGGAAAUAGCGCUUUCGGUCGAGCACGUCUAG
This is a messenger RNA of Punctularia strigosozonata HHB-11173 SS5, 1041 nucleotides long. RefSeq lists its product as uncharacterized. The record is from RefSeq and is a predicted model, not a curated record. Lineage: Eukaryota; Fungi; Basidiomycota; Agaricomycetes; Corticiales; Punctulariaceae. Bases 1 to 1041 code for a protein of 346 amino acids. The transcript has 18 exons.